Molecule: messenger RNA, 4837 nt
Organism: Pristis pectinata (smalltooth sawfish)
Lineage: Eukaryota; Metazoa; Chordata; Chondrichthyes; Rhinopristiformes; Pristidae
Gene: stard14
Product: START domain containing 14
Exons: 6
Coding region: 267-1070 (267 amino acids)
Molecular function (GO): lipid binding
Source: RefSeq, a predicted model, not a curated record
GUCGCCUUUGAUUGACGGCCGAGCGGACCAAUGAAGGGGCAGCGAACGUCACCUGCAGCUGCGGGACGGAGGCGGAAUUUUUCGUGUCAGGUGCUUGGGGCUGGAGAGAGCGGUGGGAGUAGGCAAGUGUCGUGGCGCAAACCGCUGUUACCAAAAGAUACCAAGCGCCCCAGGUGCAGAACCAUUACUCAGACGUCGAAAACCGUUUUCGAAGCCGCUUGGCCGGAACUGAGUGAUAGCUCCUAAGCCCAAACUGCUCCGGUCCAAUGUCUGCCGAGCGCGACGUUGUGCAGGUUCCCGAUGACCUGGCGUUUGCCUCGUUCCGGGAGCAGUGUGAAUCGGCGCGAGGAUGGCAACAGAAGUACAACAAACCCAGUAUGGGGGUGUGGGUGCAGGCCGCAUCCGAGGGAAAGUCUGUACACCGAAUCAAGUGUAGAAUCGAACUUAAAGAUGUAUCUGCAGGGACGGUGUAUGAUGUGCUACAUGAUAAUGAGUACCGUUGCAAGUGGGAUAAGCAGGUCAUUAAGACUUUUGACAUUGCACGGCUCACAGUGAAUGCAGAUAUUGGGUAUUAUUCAUGGAAAUGUCCAAGCCCCCUGAAAGAUAGAGAUGUGAUUACUUUGAGGUCAUGGCUCGUCACAGACAAUGAUUACAUGAUCAUCAACUACUCUGUGAAACAUCCUGAUUACCCUCCUCAGAAAGAUCUAGUCAGAGCUGUGUCCAUUCUAACAGGUUAUCUAGUCCAGUCUACGGGUUCUGGAAGUUGUAAUCUUGUCUAUAUGGCUGAAGCAGAUCCCAGAGGGGCUCUGCCAAAGUGGGUCAUCAACAAAGCUUCACAGUAUCUUGCUCCCAAAGUUCUUAAGCGACUGCACAAAGUGUGUCUCAAGUACCCAGAGUGGAAGGAGAAGAACAGACCAGACUUCAAACCAUGGCUUUACCCAGAACAGAAUAACCUUCCAACCAUGAGCCUUGAUGUACUCUCAAUUCAGCAUGCAGAUUCACUGGAAAAUAUAGAUGAAAGUGCCUUAUCUGAAGGGAAUGGUAGCGAUGAAGAAGGCUUAAAAGGCUGAAACCACAUUGCAUUGUUCCUUCAUAGUACUGUAAGCUCUUGGAGUUUGCAGGAGGAGGAAAAGUUAAUAAUUGGCCCUUAGAAUUUGGGUGGCAAAUUCUUAAUAAUGGGUUAAUUUAGUGAUUUGGGAGGUAGACGUUAUUGAAUCAAGUUUAUUUAUACAAAGGAUCUGACAUUCAGACAAUAAAUUAGAUAUUUGCACUUGCUGUAGUUAAAUUUUGUUGUGAUCUUGAGUAAUUGAAAAUCAGUCACAACAAUAGGUUUUGUGGUCUACUUGAAUAGGCCUUACAGUUGAAAAUUCCUGGAUUAGUGAUGAGAUGACAUGAGAAUUUCUCCUUUAAUGAAAAUGAAGAAUCUUUGAACUGAAGGCUUGGUGGGUCUCUGGGUGGGGGGUUGGUAACAAUGCUUAUAAAGAGUAUGUGAUUUUUUUUUUUGUUUUUCUGCUUUGAUUAGAAAUGUUAAGAUUUUGUUUUGAAAAGACCAAUUUUAAUCUACACCAUCCUCCUUGCAAUCAAUGGUUCUGGUCACGAUGUGAUAAAUCUGAGACUCAGAAAAGAAUACAUGGCUUUGAGCUUUGGUUCUUAUCACAGAGUAAGUCAAACCUGAUGCUGCAGAAUUACGUGCGACAAAGUCUCUUUUCUGCUGAAUCGCUGGUGGUAAUAGUGCAUAUUUUGUAUUUUGAACUGCUUUCCAAUGCAAGGGAUGAGAAUAGUAACCUUAAACCUAGAACUUUAUAGGUGUAUUCCAAGUUAUCUUGGUUUCAUAAAUGUAACAAUAUCUUUGUACAGGAUUUAGAAAUUUGUGUUCUGAAGCUAAAGGUGGUGUUUGGGGCCGUACAGACCUGUAUCUCCCUGGUGGAGUGAGUCUUUCAAAGGAAUUGGGCUCAGCAGCUUCUUCCUUCCUCCACUGCUCUGGGAUUUAAACUUUACCAUUUGAUUCCUACCUUAAAUACUGGCUGCCAGUGUUUCUUAGUUGCCUGCCCUCGGGAUUUUUAUGUAAAUGACAGGGAGAUUUGAAAUUGACAGUGGGAAUCAGGACUGAAGUUGAAAGUUCCCAUUUAAAUGACAAGGUCAGGAAAUAGAACUACAACUGAGCUGGAGUGAAAUAGUUGAAAUUGGAUUAGAAAAAUGUGUAAUGGAUGUCAGCUGACAAGGUGAUGUUUCCAGUAGAUAGUAACUUUUAUAUUUUUGUUCCUCAUUUCAUGUUAUUGUCUCUGACAAUGGGUUGCUCUUGUUUAAGUGGGAUUUGGUGAAUUUUGUACAUUAUGGUAAGUUAUUUUUGGUGUGGGGGAGCAAAUGUAAAAUAGCAGGGGAAAGUUUUGAUUUUGGAAGAGGUAGAUGGACCAAAGAUCUUAAUAUAGUUUAAUUAGUGAAGAUUACUCAGAUUUGGGGUGUAUGGAGGGGGGAAAUGAAAAAUUAUGUUGAAAACAAUGUUGAUUUUAAUUUUGUUCACAAACAGAAAUAUCGCCAUGAGUUAACAUACUCCAUGCACUAUCUAAGAGCAGGGCUCUAUUGUCAACACUGCUUCUGUGACAUAUAACAUGAAAUUGCUUAUGGGACUGAUACUUUGAUAUGGCCUGCAGUCAUUCUUGUUUGACCUUGAGCAUUAGAAUUUAAAAGCAUGUUCAAAUUCAGGAGACAGUAUUACAGUCAAUACACCUGCAUUUGAUUAAUUACUAAUUUGUGAGAAUAGAAGUCAAUUGUCCAGGAAGUAUAAUAGAUUAAUGUACCCGUUCUUCAGCUGCUGUUAAGUUUUAACAGCCUUGAACUUAAAAAUGCUACUUCUAAAACAUCAAUCAAGAAAUUAUUAAGGCAGAAUCCUCAUUUUCUUUCUAUACCUCAAAGAAAUCUUCAGUCUUGUUGGACUUUUAAGUGCUGUAAUCAUGAAGAAUGUAGAUAUCCAGGUGCCCCUUCAGCACUGGUGCUAAGUACAUUGUUGAUGAAGGUGAGAAUGAAAGUAAUAUAUUUUCAGAACAAAGCUAUGGAAUUGGAAUAUUUUUAGUAUUUUGUUAUGUGAGUUGGUAUUUUUGUAACAAUCUGGGUUCUCAAUCCUAGUAAAUGUAUGCAAAGUCUGGGGAGAACAUUUCAACUUGCAUAUGCUUGUGUAAACUUUCCACCAAACAACAGAUGCCAAUCUAAAUAUCCUUAUUAAUGUUUUCUACCACUUAUUGGGAAUCUGUCUGUCUUCUGUAUUUCAUUGCAAUGAUUGUAGAGAGGCCCCCUUUACAGAAUUGAGUUCCUUACUCAAUUCCGUAACACUAAGAGAUGACUUUUUGUUAGUGAGUAUUUUGAAUGCAGAAAUUCAGCCAUCACACUUGGGGCAUUGCUUAUCAGGUAUCAAUUUUCUAGUGCUUUUUUAAUGCAUUUACUUAAUCUGAGGUCUCCACAUCUUAGAAGAAGGCUUAAAAUAUUCUAUUUUUGUGAAAAGAUGUUUGCUAAUGGUUGAGUUAUUUGUGACAUUUUGGCAUGCAGAAAAUUUAGUUCUGCCAUAUACCAAUGAUUGUUGCAAAUGUUUUUGUAAUGAAAUUCAGAAAAUGUAACACCUUGCUAAAGCUGGCAUUUUAAUAUACUGUUGUCAGUUAUGUGGCCAUUUUGUACAUGAAGGAUAAACCAAUAUAAUUUGAAGUUUUACCAAAGCCCUUGUGAUAUUCACCUCAAAUUGCCAACACCAAGUAAACAGUGCUGCUUCACCCAAUCCAUUACUAACUUAGCUAGAAUAAAAAUUGUAAUUGUCCUACCAGGUUUUCAACCACCAUAUAAAACAUGAAAAUGAGACAUUUGUCCCUCAGGCAUUAUUAAGUUACCAUUAAAUUAUUUCACGGUCUUUUAACAUUGCUUAUUAAUUUUCCUUCAGGUUUUCAAGUCAAUGUUAGAAGAGUGUGUUGGUGGGGGGGGGUGCUGGAAAUGGAAGGCUGGGCGAGUGUUUUGUACUGAGUCUUGCCUGAACUGUUAGAAAACUUCAAAAUCUCUUCUGGACUUUGAUUCACUAAUGCACUUUUCCUCCUACCUGCAUCACAAAAAGAAAAUGCUGCAUGAUUUCAGUAGUAUCCCAUUGCAACAGAUUUGGUGGAGCUUUCUCCUGAAACAUUAACAGGUGGCUUACCAUUCUCAUACAGGAAAUGUUCAGUGCAAGUGAAACCAUCUUGCUGUUUUCUAGUGGACUAUUUAGUAAAGCUGGUUUCUUUUUUUUUGGGGAGGGGGGUGGGGGGAAUCUGCAACCUUCCAAAUGGCAGGAUUAAAUGUUGAUUCUGUAUUUCUUUUGAAGCAUAUUUUGAAAUCUGCAAUGUUCUGUUCUGACAACUAAAUUAAGAGAAUUUGUCAAUCACAUAUGUUCUAUUUCUGCUUUAAUACCUUGCUUAAAAUAUACUGUGCCAAAAAGGAAUAUUGAGAAUAUGUAAUAUAUACUCUUCCAUUUGUCUGUGGUUCUUGUUUCUGCCAUCUAAUUAAACUGGUUACCAUUUUUUUGUAUUUAUGAUGGACAAUUGUAAAUGUUAACACCAUCUAUGUGCAAUAGAGAAGUUUGACUCUCUGCCUCCUCCUCUUCCUUGAGGAGAAGGGACUGUUGGGAGAGAAUAUCUCAAUAUUGUUUAAGUGGAAAUUAUUUAAGUAAUUUUAAGGAACAGUUCUUGUGUGCUCAUGAUCCUUAUCUGUCGGCUAUGGGAUGGUGUGGAACUUGUUCAGAUUAUAUGUUGAUACAAUUCCCUUGCACUGCUAUUUGCCUUCCAAUGUAUUAAUGACUUCUAAAGGUAUACCGUUUCUUUGUUUCUAA